Molecule: messenger RNA, 2048 nt
Organism: Electrophorus electricus (electric eel)
Lineage: Eukaryota; Metazoa; Chordata; Actinopteri; Gymnotiformes; Gymnotidae
Gene: galns
Product: galactosamine (N-acetyl)-6-sulfatase
Molecular function (GO): arylsulfatase activity; N-acetylgalactosamine-6-sulfatase activity
Source: RefSeq, a predicted model, not a curated record
UAGCCAGCUACCUACUAAACACACACAGACUACAGCUAGACAGAUAUUAUAUAGCCAGCUACCUACUAAAGCCAUAAAGACUAUAACUCUAGGUAUCUAGAUCGUAAUGAUCAUAUACUGCUGGAACCCUAGCUAGCCAGUUUGAUUGACUGGCUGAAGACCAGUGUAACGUUGCAGCAAAACAAAACAACUCGUCUGACGCUAACACCAACGAUUAAAAGGACUCGCCGCACUUCCCUAAAGUUGGGUAUGUGAUCUCUCCAGCGCUGGAACUUGAAAUGGGGAACUGGCGAAGUGGAUCUGCAGCUCUGCUUUUCUGGGCUCUGUUCGCCCUUCGGACUGUCGAGCCUCAGAAUGUUUCUGCUCCGAAUAUAAUCAUAAUGAUCAUGGAUGAUAUGGGAUGGGGUGAUCUGGGGGUAUUUGGUCAACCAUCCAAGGAAACCCCAAACCUGGAUAUGAUGGCAUCUCAGGGGAUGCUGUUCCCAGAUUUCUACACGGCAAACCCUCUCUGCUCUCCUUCCAGAGCUGCACUGCUCACUGGUAGACUUCCAAUUCGGAAUGGAUUCUACACCACCAAUGCGCAUGCCAGGAAUGCCUACACACCUCAAGAGAUAGUGGGAGGUAUUUCAAAGGAGGAAAUCCUGUUGCCUGAGAUCUUGAAGAAACGGGGGUAUGUCAGCAAGAUCGUUGGCAAGUGGCACCUGGGCCACCGAGAGCAGUACCUACCUCUGGAGCGUGGCUUUGAUCAGUGGUUCGGCUCUCCCAAUUGCCACUUUGGACCCUACAACACUAGCUACAGGCCCAACAUCCCUGUGUAUAACAACUCUGAGAUGAUAGGAAGGUAUUAUGAGGAGUUUGAAAUUGAUGAAAGAACAGGGGAAUCAAACCUCACACAGAUCUAUUUGCAGGAAGGUUUGGACUUCAUCUUCCAGCAGACCCUGGCCCGCCAGCCAUUCUUUCUCUACUGGGCGCCGGACGCCACACACGCACCAGUCUACGCUUCCAAGCACUUCCUGGGUAAAAGCCAGCGUGGGCGGUAUGGAGAUGCUGUGAUGGAGCUGGACUACAGUGUGGGGCAAAUUUUGGCAUGGCUGGUCACUCUGGGCAUAGAUAAGAACACAUUUGUUUUCUUCACCUCCGACAAUGGUGCUGCAUUAAUGUCUGGACCAAAGCAAAGUGGCAGCAACGGCCCUUUCCUCUGCGGGAAAGAGACGACCUUCGAGGGAGGGAUGAGGGAGCCCGCUAUCGCCUGGUGGCCUGGACACAUCCCUGCAGGCACGGUCAGCUAUCAGCUGGGCAGUGUGAUGGAUCUCUUCACUACAAGUCUAACUCUGGCCGGUCUCGCAGCCCCCUUUGACCGGGUCAUUGAUGGGCUGGACCUGACUCCUAGCCUCUUUAACAACUCCAUGACAGACAGGCCCAUCUUCUAUUACCGCGGCAACCAGAUGAUGGCGGUGCGGGUCGGGCCCUACAAGGCACAUUAUUGGACAUGGAGCAACUCGUGGGAGGAGUUUAACAAGGGCAUAAAUUUCUGUCCCGGGCAGGAGGUCACCGGGGUGACCACACACACACAGCAGGAGCACACCAUGCAGCCACUCAUCAUCCAUCUCGGGCGCGACCCUGGCGAGAAAUACCCAAUCAGUGUCCUGUCUAAGGAGUACCAGACAGUGCUGAGUCGUGUCACCCUGAUAGUGGAGGAGCAUCAGAAGACUCUGGUGCCAGGACAGCCCCAGUUGAACAUGUGUGACCUGGCAGUGAUGAACUGGGCUCCGCCUGGGUGCGAGAGGUUGGGGAAGUGUCUGAAACCCCCGCAGUCUCAGCCUUGGAAGUGUGACUGGCCUCACUGAUGCAGCUUCGAAGCACUGUUAAGGAACUUGAACCCAGGCGCAUGUUGGAAAACAUUCUUGGAAAACCUUACCGUUGAUCCUUAUUGUGUUGUUUCUCUACACUGUAAGACUCUGUCUGCACUCGCGGUGUAAUAUUUUACCUUAAAAAAAAUCACAUUUUAAUGAAAAGGGAAAUAUAUAUAUAUAUAUAUAUAUAUAUAU